Molecule: messenger RNA, 1068 nt
Organism: Magallana angulata
Lineage: Eukaryota; Metazoa; Mollusca; Bivalvia; Ostreida; Ostreidae
Exons: 3
Coding region: 220-972 (250 amino acids)
Source: RefSeq, a predicted model, not a curated record
GUUUUUUUUUUUAAUUCUUUUUUCUUCUUAAAAAAAAAAAAAUUACCUGAAUAGAUAUAUUUUAAAGUAUACAACCAUGAUGUAAUUAAUUUAAGACUGAAAUUUUAAAAUAUUUAUAGAAUUUUUACAAUCUUAUAUAUUUUGCGUACAUUAGUCGAAUCCAAGCCUCGUUUUCAGUUAGCGUCACUUUGAAUUGAGAUUGUUAGUUUGAGUUAAAAGAUGUUGUUACUUUGGAUUUGUCUGGUCUGCGGAUUUAGUCCUGCAUUAUCUACAUGCAGAUGGGAUCAAGAAACCCUGAGGUGCAAUGGGGAUGAUGGAAAUGUGAGACAUACCCCGAAAUUACGAGAAAUCCAGCGGGUGGAAAUGGCUAGAGUGAAGAAAAUCUCCUUUGCCCAAACGGAUGUACCAAACCUGCGUUAUCUAGCAAUUAAGAACUCCCCUACACUUUCAUGCAGAAAUUUCACAAACUGGAUGCUAGAUAUCAACGUUACGAUAACGAUCAACGACAGAAAGUGUAAAAAUGUUGUGACAACCCUGCUUCCCAAAACUAUGAGAACAAAGUCUCCAAGAAAAGUUUGGAAAACGAAAUCUACCACACAAUCCACCACACUUUCUACCACCGAUUGGACUAAUAACACCACCCUUUCAACUACUACCUCUUCAUCCUUAGAACCUUUUAACUUAACACCUCAAUUGAGUGAAGCUGUACUCAUCCUUACAUAUUUAGUCAUUGGGAUGUUUCUCGGGGCCUUUUUCACCGGGUUUGGGGUAGCCCUUUGUCUUAAACAGCCAUCCUUCUGGAAUAGAUGUUGGUGUAGAAAAGCAACAGUGCGUCGCGUGGAAACCAUUCGCUUUCAGAACACCUCAUAUCUAGCAUCAGCAAGUGGGUCUGAUGACACCCUCUUCACUCAUUCCCCUCUCCAGUUGCCAGACUCAACUACGCCAAGGAUUGAACAUCAGCAUCUAGAGUGAUGUGUUUAAAACUCAGAAAACGUUGUGGGGAAUGAAAAUUUAAACCUUUCAAAUUUCAUUUUCAAUAUAUUUAAACAUUCCAAUCAUCAUUUUCAA